Molecule: messenger RNA, 189 nt
Organism: Paracoccidioides lutzii Pb01
Exons: 3
Coding region: 1-189 (62 amino acids)
Source: RefSeq, a predicted model, not a curated record
AUGGCCCGUGGAAACCAGCGUGAGAAGGCCCGCGAGAAGACCCAGAAGGAAGCAGCUCAACAGAAAAAGAAAAAUACCCAGUCUGGCACGGAGUUUGCUCGGACAAAGGAGGCCCAGGCAGCCAUUAUGCGCCAGAAGCAAGAAACUGCAAACGCCAAAAAAGCCGCUGAGGCAGCCAAGAAGAAGUAA